Messenger RNA from Mus pahari (shrew mouse), 3330 nucleotides. It is a transcript of the gene Peli2, whose product is annotated as pellino E3 ubiquitin protein ligase family member 2. The record is from RefSeq and is a predicted model, not a curated record. The transcript has 6 exons. Gene Ontology annotation, biological process: protein polyubiquitination; regulation of Toll signaling pathway. The coding region runs from base 254 to 1513 and encodes 419 amino acids. NCBI's taxonomy places the organism in Eukaryota, Metazoa, Chordata, Mammalia, Rodentia, Muridae. Gene Ontology annotation, molecular function: ubiquitin protein ligase activity; protein binding.
GCUCCCGUCGCCGCUCGCAGUCCGUGCCGGGUCCCGCUCGCGGCGGCCGACGAGCGGGGAGCUCCGGGGAAGCCGGCGGGCGACGCGCACAGCCACGACGGAGCAGCCGCGGGACUGGCCGCCCCGCGCCCCGUUCGCCGCCGUGCCGUUCCCCGGCGCGCUCACCCCGUUCUCGGGAUGGGAGUGUAGCGGCGGCGCGGACUCGGCGGGGAUCGCGGCGGAGGCGGCUGCGGCGGCGGCCGAGCGCGGCUCCAUGUUUUCCCCCGGCCAGGAGGAACCCAGCGCCCCCAACAAGGAGCCGGUGAAAUACGGGGAGCUGGUGGUCCUGGGGUACAAUGGUGCUUUACCUAAUGGUGACAGGGGCAGGAGGAAAAGCAGAUUUGCCCUCUAUAAGCGGACCAAGGCCAACGGUGUCAAACCCAGCACAAUCCACGUGGUCUCCACACCACAGGCGUCCAAGGCCAUCAGCUGCAAAGGGCAGCACAGCAUAUCCUACACUUUGUCACGGAACCAGACUGUAGUGGUGGAGUACACACACGAUAAAGACACGGACAUGUUUCAGGUGGGCAGGUCAACAGAAAGCCCCAUUGACUUCGUGGUCACAGACACGGUUUCCGGCGGUCAGAACGACGAUGCCCAGAUCACACAGAGCACCAUCUCUAGGUUUGCCUGCAGGAUCGUGUGUGACAGGAAUGAGCCAUACACCGCACGCAUAUUUGCAGCAGGAUUCGAUUCUUCCAAAAAUAUAUUUCUUGGAGAGAAGGCAGCAAAAUGGAAAAACCCUGAUGGACACAUGGACGGGCUCACCACCAACGGGGUCCUGGUGAUGCACCCGCAAGGAGGCUUCACCGAGGAAUCCCAGCCUGGAGUCUGGAGAGAGAUCUCUGUCUGUGGGGAUGUAUACACCUUGCGAGAGACCAGGUCGGCCCAGCAGAGGGGAAAGCUGGUGGAAAGUGAGACCAACGUCCUGCAAGACGGCUCCCUCAUUGACCUGUGUGGGGCCACUCUUCUCUGGAGAACCGCAGAUGGCCUUUUUCACGCUCCCACUCAGAAGCACAUUGAAGCCCUCCGGCAGGAGAUCAAUGCAGCCCGACCCCAGUGUCCUGUGGGCCUCAACACCCUGGCCUUCCCCAGCAUCAACCGGAAGGAAGUGGUGGAAGAGAAGCAGCCCUGGGCAUACCUGAGCUGCGGCCACGUGCACGGCUACCACAGCUGGGGCCAUCGGAGUGACGCGGAAGCCAACGAGAGGGAGUGUCCCAUGUGCAGGACUGUGGGCCCCUACGUCCCUCUCUGGCUGGGCUGUGAGGCAGGAUUUUAUGUCGAUGCAGGACCCCCAACUCACGCUUUCACCCCCUGUGGGCACGUCUGUUCAGAGAAGUCCGCCAAGUACUGGUCGCAGAUCCCACUGCCCCAUGGAACGCACGCGUUUCACGCCGCCUGUCCAUUCUGCGCCACGCAGCUGGUUGGUGAACAGAACUGCAUCAAAUUGAUUUUCCAAGGUCCAGUGGACUGAGACCCUGGACAGCCAUCUACAUGACAUUAACACGUUACUGUGAAGAUUCUGCCACUAACUGUAGAUUCUACCUUUUUGUAAUGCUAUUUGUUAAGGGGAAGGCGGACUGGGUUGGGAAAUGGGGGCUGGUGAUGAAAUGCGGCAGGCGCUAACAGAUACCACUGUGUUUUGCAUGCUCAGAACAGCAGCAUCGUCACUGAGGUCUGCCUGAUUAAACUUUAAUACCUGUGUAAUCACUGGAUCUCAACUGCCAUGCUUUUCAUUUUAACUUUAGGUUUUUAACCAGAUUAUUUUCCCCCUUUGUAAACUUGGGUAAGAUUUUACAAAUGUAGAAGAAAUGUGCUCAGCAGAUGCCUCUUAGGGCGCAGCCUGCAGAGCCAUGUGGCACAGGUGCCACACAUCCUGUGAUGUUCAGUGGCUGCGAAUACUUGACAGUGGCUAGAAUCUGACCCAAUGCCUAAGGGCCAGCUCUAUCGGCCCUGCCACAAAUGCCCAUGGACAGGAGCCGUAGGCUAUGCACUUGUCUUGAAACCUGCAGCUUUCCUCAUGCUUUCUUUUUAACGUUGGGUGGAAGAGGGUAUCCGUAUACUAUUUUAUUUUACCUUUGGUGGGAUUCACUUACAUACUCAUUCAUCAGCUACUUGGCACGUCAAACAGAAUUUCCCCAUGGUUUUAAGCUGCCCUGUUAUUUUUGCUUAGUAUGGGCUGUCUCUGCUCCUCAUCAUACAUGUCAAGAAGUGGUUGGUUGAUUGAUUGGUUGAUUGACUGAUUAUGAUUGAAUUCAUGAGCUGAGGGUAGUGGACAUGCACUAAGGGGGCUGCUGCUGCUGCUGCUGCUGUUGGCAGCAAUGGGUGUGUCCUAGGUACUCUAACACCACCUUUGUCUGGCCACCAGAAUAUAUAUGACCCAAGUGGGAUUUAAAGUACGCUUUUACUUUUUAAAAACCACUUGUUGGCACCUCAGAGUACGGUUUCCUUCUCUCCUUCUUAGGAAAGACAAAAUUUUGUAAGCCCAGAAGCAAUAAGCGACAGUGAGAUUGCCAUUUUUCUCCUCUACCUUCCCACCACCUGUCACCUUCCCGUUCAGUUUAAGGAGCCCCAUAAGUGUUUGCAAAUCAGACUGAAUCUAAAUGUGCCUGUGAGAUACACGGAGCACUGAGCGGCGGCAUGUCUGCGGAGAUCAUUUGAAAUUCCUGAUUUUGAGAGAACAAGUGAGUGCCUGCUGAGGAAUAAUUAAAUCGGAAUUUCAUGUGAGCUGCACUGACCCUCUCUUUCAGUUUCAUCUUGCAUCGAUUAAUGAUGCCUGGAUACUCGUUUUCCAUGCUUGGUGCCCGGAGUAUCUGUGGCUCCCAGAGUGUCACCAUGGAGAGACACUGUUGAGCUUGGCUGCGUUCCACCCCAUUCCCAGGGAGAAAGUCUUCAGUUAAAUCGGCGUCUGCUCAGGUGGACCAUCAACAGAUUUGAGCUGCCUGUUUCAGCUUCUGUAAAUACAAAUAAUUUAUAUGAUUAUGACAUAUCCAUACUUGAAUUGGUUUUUCCGUAUCUUGCCUACUAGCAGAUAUUAUUUUGCCUAUUUUCAGCAAGUUAAAGCUAUUUGAGUGCUUUUUCCUGAGAGCAGAAUGGUAAUAUUAAUUACUCUGCAGCACUGCUGCUCAGUUUGAUGGCGUGUGCUGUCAUUUUAAAAAGAGCUUUAUUUUCCCAUGGAGACUGUUACGUAUUAAGAGAGUUUUUUUUUUCUUUAAUUAUACUUGUGAUGUGAAAAUCCAACAGCAGUCUUUUUACUGGUAGUUCCCUGUGUUCUACAUAGAUAACCUGCAG